UUGUUUUAAUCACUGUACCACACGCAUUCCAAACCAGUACAGGUGACCAGAUAUACCAGAAAUUAUCAAGUGACAGAAGUGAAAGACAUUUUCACUCUCUAUUACAAGGAAACAGAAUCACUUCUUUGUCUGAUUCAAGGUUUGAGGUCUUUUUUUUUUUAUCAUAUGCAAAUCAAUUACAAGGGAGCAGUCAUAAGCAAUAAAAUAUAUUCUCAGUAUCAGGCUACAUCCAAUAAUAUUGACAAUAAUGAAAUAUAUCUAUGAAAGAUAGGGAAGAAGAUCACACCAUAAAAACAAAAUGGCAAUUUGAACAUAAAAUUAAAUUUAAAGUUAAAAUAAAAUGGAAUAAAAUAUAACAUAAUAAAGCAUAAUUCAAGAUAAAUUGUGAUGAUAGACUAGAGUGUAUAUUUAUUUACUUUAUUCAACUGGUGUCAAGACAAACAGCAACAUUUUUCCAUAUAAGUUGUCAAAAAAGGAAAUAGUGUUUUCUAGUGCUUGUAUAAAAAGCAUCAGUAUUUGUUGGCAUGUAACACCAAGUAGCCUGAACAUAUAAUCACAAUAUUCGAAACAAAAAAAAGUAAAAGAAUAACCAAAAUGAUGCAAUAAUUUUUACUUGUUUAUUUGCUAUUACCUCUCUUAUAUAUCUAGUUUAUACUGCUGUUUACUAUUUAUUGUUUCUUUCUAUCCACUUUGCUGCUGUAACUCUUCAAAUUUCCCUGUUGUCUUAAUAUUAAUCUUAAGCAAAUGUAAACAUGACAUGAAAUAUACCAAAAAAUAUGUUAUAUAUCUAUAUAUCUGUUACAGCACCAUUUGCAUGCAUUACUGUAUUUUUGUGAAAAAAAGAAACAAAGAAGAAACAAAAAAGGAACAUUGCUUCCUGGUGCUUGUAAUAAAAAAAAAAACAUCAGAAUUUGUUGCUGUGAAAAAAGAAAGAAACAAGAAACAAAUGGCAUCUGUUCAGAGGUAGAUUAGAUAAAACAAGUGCUUCAAUGUAUGGUAAUAUAAUGUCAAGGGUAUUAGAUGAAAUAUACCAUAUUUAUUUACUUCAUGGUUAACUGAUCCAUCAAAAGUCAAACAGUUAAUACAAUAUUAUGAUAAUGCAACAAUAGAUAUUAAAACAAAAGUAAAUUUAAUAAAAAGCAAGUCUAGUCAACUAGGGACAUUUUAGAUGUGACUUAAAACAAGAAAAUGUGUUUGCUUCCCUGAUCUCUUUCUGGAGGUCAUCCUACACCUACACCUUCACCUUUAGUUGGAAGGUUUGACCGAGAAACAGCCGGGUAUGAUAUACCCUCAGGCAUAUUAGAUGAAAUCAUAUUUAUUCACUUAUUUGUAAAUUUGGGUGAUCCAUUAAAAAGCCUGUGAUGACCUCAGACCUCAGACAGCAAUGUUAAUGCCAAGAAAAUCCUUUUUAAAGAAAGAUAAAGUCCGGCGAAAUCAUAUAAAAAGACACAAUAAGCUCCUGGCCACAUGGUGUAUACAUGCAUGCAGCAUUCAUAGCCAGGAUUUUAGAAAUACUGAGAUCAUGAGUUCAUACUCCCCCAGCACACACACCCAAAAGAAAUCCUCUCUGCAAUGCCAAGAGUAAUUCUUCUGUAUAAAUAUUAAAAACCUCCAUUAAAAACCUUUAUUACUUUAUUGCGUAUUGUUAUAAUUGGUGUCAUAGCACAAGGUGAAUUCCCCCACAUAUUUUCUCCUUGGAACAGUUCUCAAGACUAGGCCUCUGUGUCCUCCAACGUAGCUGCGGCCCAGACAGUGUUAGACGAAGAGAAUCACGAUACCAAAAGGAAAUAAUUAUCUCCCCUUUGUUACAGAUCAGCUGGCAAAAGCUAUGCAGAGCCUGAUAAUAAAAGGGAUACAGUGGAAUACAACAGAAGUAUUAAGAGAUGGGGUGUUUUUCCGGAGAAGGGUGUGAGUGUGUGUGGGACUUUCUUUCUCUGUUUGUCCAUGAUCUACUGCAACUUCUUCUGGAUGUCUUCUGCCCUCUUGAUCUACAUUUUGCCCUCAGCAUCCUCAGUUAGAGCUCUGAAGGCCAUGGCUGUGGCAAGACAAGGUGAAGUAAUUCAUACAGUAAAUAUCAUGCAACUAUCAUAAACAGAGAUCAUUUGAAGUGCUUUACUUAAUGUUUAAAGCAUUUUGUGCCUGUAUGAGUAUUAAAUCCAGCCAGGUUUUGAGGAUAUGACCGAAUUUCCCUUCGGGGAUGAAUAAAGUAAUCUAUCUAUCUAUCUAUCUAUCUAUCUAUCUAUCUAUCUAUCUAUCUAUCUAUCUAUCUAUCUAUCUAUCUAUCUAUCUAUCUAUCUAUCUAUCUAUCUAUCUAUCUAUCUAUCUAUCUAUCUAUCUAUCUAUCUAUCUAUCUAUCUAUCUAUCUAUCUAUCUAUCUAUCUAUCUAUCUAUCUAUCUAUAUGUUACUUUGUCGCCAUCUUGUGGUUGUGUAAAGAAUUACAUUGUGGCACAUAGCAACCCGAUAGCAACACGUCUGCCUUCUUCUCAGCUUCCUGCAAAACUAAAAUAUCAUGUUAUUACAACUUCGCUAGAGGCUUAAACAACAAACAGCAAUCAGAUUAUUUAUUGUCAAAUUAUUAACAGUAUUGUCAAUACAGUUACUGACAACAUAUAAUGUAUCAUAAGCUUUAAAAACUGAAAAGUUUUUUGUUCAUGUAUAUAGAUAUGAAAAUGUGCAUUGCUGUGGUAAAAUAACAAUAAACUUUUUUUAUAGAGCGCUUUUCACACAACAGAUGUAACUCAAAGAGCUUUUAAAUAAAAAAUAAAAAUGCACCUUAAAAACCUUACGAUAGGGGCAAAUUGACAGGAAAAACUGUCAAUAAAAAGUCAGUAGGCUGGAUAGUAUAACUAAAUGUAAACCAUAGUGUGACCAUUAAGAUCAAUAAAAAAGAGAGAAUUAGUAAAAAAGAAAUAUAAUAAGAAAUACAUUAAUCUAAAGCCAUAUUAUAUAAGUAGGUUUUCAGCUCUUGUUUAAAAAUGUUGUUCGUAUUCGCAUAUCUUGUGCAUAUUAUUGUGUGUAUUUAAAAACCCAGGUAGUAAAAGAUCUGAGUGAAGGAUUAUAAAGCGACAGAAAUCGAAUGCGUGAAUAAUUCCCAUCGUUCACCUGGAUUCACCUGGCCUGAUUAUUUGAUAAAUCCUCCCAAGAAUUUCCAUUCUGUACGCUCUGGAUAUAUAAUCUGUGUUGACAGCUAACCAAAUAUUAUUCAACAGGACAAGGACAAGUCUGUUACGUAAUAUUUGACUUCCCGCGUGGCGAUAUGAGACAAAGCAAGAAAACAUCUGCAGACUUUUCCAUAUACUACAUUCACACACACACACACACACACACACACACACACCGCUCUCCCUGACUCCUCAGAGCUUGUCCAAAAAUAUUAAUUUCAAGCGUAUUUGUCAUAAUGAUGUCACUCAUACAGUUUAGGACCUUGAGCAGAAACUGGAUCACACUGAGCAGCUUGAGAGUGUCCAGUUUGAAGAAGACAUACGGACAGCAGCUGUGUCUCCUUCACACUGAAGUGCAAGUUGAUCACUGUGAUCCUGUUUCACACCUUUCUCAGUUUAUUGUUCUUUGUCCGAAAAGCAGCAGAUUCAGAAUUCCUCUGAUGGACGAUCUGAAAAAUGUGCUUGAGAUGUUCUAAGGAUGAAAAGGCCUCCAUGCAAACCACUUGAUACAUUUUUGAGAACAUCAGGUUGAAGUCAAACACCUUAAAUUUCCCAAUAAUCAACAUCUAUAAAUAUUAAUCAUACUUUUAUGCAUAACACUUUGUUGGUGUUAUAUGUGUUUUUUUGCAAUUUUGUUUCUGUUGUUUUGUGUAUAUAUAUAUAUAUAAUUCAUACUUGACAGCUUUUUCUGUGCAAACAUAUUUGUGUAGUCUUCAAAUUCUUACUCUUAUCAAUAUUGGACCUAAUUUUGGGCUUCCAAUAGCUGAUAAGAUGCGCUGUGGGAAAACCUUCACCUGUAGUUGAUGCAAAUAGUCCGUCCCUUAAAGGGAUAGUUCAGAUUUUUUUUGAAGGGCGGUUAUAUGACGUUACUUAUCCAUAGUCAGUUAGUAACCUACAGCAGAUUGUGGCUGUCAUCACCCCAGCUUGGGGAAGCAGGCAAGACUUCCACAUUGGAGAGCUAAGCAGGAGGAUGAGGAUGGGGCAACAGUAUAACACAUUUUAGCCACCUAAAAAAAGUAACAUCAGUUUAAGUGAAUGCCAUAUUUGGAUAUUUUCAACAGUUUACCUUGCAGUGAGAAAGCCUUUUCCAACAUUGAACUAAAUCCCAUAUAUCCAUCUAUAAUCCUUUCAAAGCCACCAGACUCCAUUGACAAAAACAGUCAUUUUACCACUCACAACACAAGAGUUGCUGGUCUACCGCUGCCUUGUUUGUGUUAUUUUGUAACUUUGGUGAGUCCGAAACUAACCCUUUAAAACAUAAUAGUCACACAAUAAUACAAACUAACUAACUGAUCGAGGUAGUGGUAGACCACAAACUCCCAUUUCCUGAGAGGUAAAAUGUUUGGGGGUUUUUUUUGUCCAAGGAGUCUGGACAAAAAGUAUUUCAUACAACCCCACUUCAUAACAGUCCAAACUAUCCCUUUAAUGCUUUCUUAACUUAAAUAUUCUUACGUACUACUGACCAAAUUUGGUUUUAUAUUUUCAAUCUUUCUAGCCUUUUACUCUUGUCUGAAUUGCCUUUUUGAAAUUAGAUUAUAUACUGUGGCAAUGUUACAGCAUGCGUCCAUGAUCCUCAUCAUGGACUUUAGAGAAAGCUUUAACACUGGCCUGAAGCCCAACACUACAUUCAUAGGAUUUUUUGAACGAUUUCCUUGAUUUUCCUUUCCUUUUUAGAUUUUGAAUGUGUUUUUGCACUACAAUAAAUGAGGGACGUAAUCAGGUGAAUACCCCUCACACACAAACACACCCCUCUACUCCCACCCCUGUUCAGCUGCUCCUCUAUGGUAUUUCCCACAAUAACAUCGCAGGUCGACACACUGACUCUGUCAUUUUGCCUCUGACCCCCUCCUCUCUCUCUCUCCCUCUCUUCUCUCUCUCUCUCUCUCCUUCUUUCUCUUCCCUCUUUCUGUCCCGAGGCAACCGGACUGGACUGAGGACGAACACCUUCUGGUUUCAGGUACGAACCGGAGCGGAGGAGAGCUGCACAUCAACACAUCAGCAGAACUGAUUAAUCGAUGAUGAGCGCCAUCAGACGAGGUCCAGUGAAAAUGCAUCAGAUGAUGAUGGAGCUGAUGGUGCUCGUGGGAGUCGUUGGUUUGAGUUACGGUGCCGUUCAGAGACCGGACUAUGACGACACGCCCAACCCAGAGUUCCUCAACCCAUCCUGGAUGGCCAGCCUCCCAGAUGAUCAGCCGCUGUCUGAGGUCACCAUGCCUGGGACUCACAACGCCAUGGCCUUGUUCGGCGGCGUGUACGCUGAGUGCCAGACCUGGAGCCUGUCCUCCCAGCUCCGAGCCGGCGUCCGCUUCCUCGAUAUCCGUGUCCGUCAUGUCAAGGGGAACCUCACCAUCCAUCAUGGGGUGUCCUAUCAGCGGGCGCACUUUGGCCACGUGUUGGAGGGCGUCUCCGACUUCCUCCGAGAGUAUCCCACUGAGACGGUCCUGAUGCGCUUGAAGGAGGAGUUCAGUGAGACGUAUGACAUCUACGGCGCCGUGGUAGACUACAUCCAUCGCUACUCUCACUGGGACCUGCUGUGGCACAGCCGGCUCGUGCCGACCAUGGGGGAGGCCAGAGGGAAACUCAUCGUCCUGCAGGACUUUUCUGGGCCAGACUUGGGGAUGCGCUAUGGUUCCCUGGACAUAGCCGAUGACUGGAAGGUUCCCACACUUCUACAUGUGGAGGAGAAAUGGCAGAGCGUCUACGAGCACCUGGAGAUAGCACCUACAGGAAACAAAGCCCAGAUUUUCCUCACCUACAGCAGCGGAGCCGGUGUGUUCGCGUACCCCAGAGCCGUCGCUCAGCGCGUCAACACACAACUGUACGACUACCUGAGGGCCAAGACAGACCUGAACCAGCGCCUUGGAAUCAUAUGCAUGGACUUCCCUGCUGCUCCUAUGAUUCAAAUGAUCAUUGACUUCCAACUGAGAGAGGUGGUAAAGACAAGACAGGCCUUUAACACAGUACAUAGCAGGGAAAGUUUGAUAAAUAAAAUUGCUUUUUUGAGAAAGAAGAUGAUCAAACAUGUUAAUGUCUGAGCCAAAAUCAAGCAUGAGGGAACAGUAGUCUGGUCAGUGACUGUACAGUCAAUGAGGCAUCACAAGGACACCAAAUACUGCAGUUGUAGCUCCGUUUCAAUAGUUUGGUUUAAUCCUAUCACUUCGCUCUGACGAAACUCUGAUGAAACUUCUCAUUCUUUCUUUCACCAAAGAUGAUGGAAACAUUAUAAAUGUCACUUAAAAAUAAAUCGGCAAUGCCAACAUGUGAUGGAAUAAACUGCAGUGGAAAGGCCAUAA
This is a messenger RNA of Centropristis striata (black sea bass), 6455 nucleotides long. RefSeq lists its product as uncharacterized. Gene Ontology annotation, biological process: lipid metabolic process. Bases 5178 to 6197 code for a protein of 339 amino acids. The transcript has 5 exons. NCBI's taxonomy places the organism in Eukaryota, Metazoa, Chordata, Actinopteri, Perciformes, Serranidae. The record is from RefSeq and is a predicted model, not a curated record. Gene Ontology annotation, molecular function: phosphoric diester hydrolase activity.